CUAAGACAUAGGAGUCAGAAAAUCAUCAGCCGCCUCUUUCACUUCAACCCUCCUUAAACCUCAUCUCUUUCCUACUCCGCCGCUCUCUCCGUCGUCGCCGCCGUCAUCCCAUUCAAGGUGAAAAUGGCUGGGAAGUCGAACAAAUCGAAGGCCAAGAGAGCGGCUCAGAGCUCUGCCGCGAGUUCCACUGAGCCUGCCCUUCAACCCGAUGCUCCUGCAUCUGCUCCUGCUCCCGAUAAUGGAACCGCCAGUGUUGUUGAAGCUGCCGUGCCUGAAGCUAAUCAAAUUCCUCCCCCGCUUCCUAAGGCUGAGGAAACCGAAUCGCAAGUAGAAACUAACGAUGCCCAACCCAAGCAAGGUGAACUUCGUCUUUACCCUGUUGCUGUCAAAACACAAAGUGGCGGUAAAAUGGAGCUACAGUUAAACCCUGGAGAUUCAGUGAUGGACAUUAGGCAAUUCCUCCUUGAUGCCCCAGAGACGUGUUAUUUCACGUGCUAUGAGUUGUUGCUCCGCAAUAAGGAUGGGGAGACCCAUCAUCUGGAAGAUUACAAUGAGAUCUCUGAAGUAGCUGACAUCACCACUGGUGGUUGCUCCUUGGAAAUGAUUGCAGCGUUAUAUGAUGAUAGAUCGAUCAGGGCUCAUGUUCACCGUGCUAGAGAUCUCUUGUCGCUUUCGACACUUCAUUCUUCCCUAUCAACAACGCUUGCCUUGCAAUAUGACGCAGCACUGAACAAAGUUCAGAAUCCUGGAGACAAACCAAAAUCUAACGGCCCCGAGCUCGAAUGUCUGGGUUUCAUGGAAGAUGUACCUAGCUCUCUCAGGAAGUUGAUAAAUUCUCCAUCGGAAGAGAUCAAAUGUGUGGAGAGCAUUGUGUUCUCCUCUUUCAAUCCUCCCCCAAGCCACAGAAGGCUUGUAGGAGACUUAAUUUAUUUGGAUGUUGUGACGCUGGAAGGAAACAAAUACUGCAUCACGGGUACCACAAAGGCGUUUUACGUUAAUUCUAGCUCAGGGAAUAUUCUCGAUCCAAGGCCGAGUAAAUCUGGAUUCGAAACAUCCACUCUUAUUGGAUUAUUGCAAAAACUUAGCUCUAAGUUUAAAAAAGCUUUCCGCGAGGUCAUGGAAAAGAAAGCCUCUGCACAUCCUUUUGAAAAUGUUCAAUCGCUUUUGCCACCACACUCAUGGCUUAGAUCGUAUCCCGUUCCCGAUCACAAGCGAGAUGCAGCGAGAGCGGAAGAAGCAUUGACCAUUUCCUAUGGUAGUGAGCUGAUUGGUAUGCAAAGAGAUUGGAAUGAAGAGUUGCAAUCUUGCAGGGAGUUUCCUCACACUACUCCUCAAGAAAGGAUCUUACGUGACAGGGCUCUUUACAAAGUGUCGUCUGACUUUGUCGAUGCGGCGGUUAAUGGAGCAAUCGGUGUAAUCAGCCGAUGUAUACCACCCAUAAAUCCAACUGAUCCAGAGUGUCUGCACAUGUAUGUGCACAACAAUAUCUUUUUCAGUUUUGCUGUUGAUGCCGACAUUGAACAGCUAUCCAAGAAACGUCCAUCAAGUAAUCUUUCGGUGACUGAGAAAGUGUCCUCGUCAGAAAAGCUUCCAUGCACAGAAGGAACCUGCGAUGGAGAACAUAAUGCAGAGCUUAACAACUGUAAUGAAGCGCCCCUUGUUGAAAAUGAGCAGGCAACGUAUGCCUCUGCAAACAACGACUUAAAAGGCACAAAGUUAUAUCAAGAAGCAGAUGUCCCAGGCUUAUAUAAUCUGGCAAUGGCUAUAAUUGAUUACAGAGGUCAUAGGGUUGUUGCUCAGAGUGUUCUACCAGGCAUCCUUCAAGGGGAUAAAUCCGAUGCACUUUUAUAUGGUUCAGUCGAUAAUGGCAAGAAAAUAUGUUGGAAUGAAGAUUUUCAUGCUAAGGUGCUAGAGGCUGCAAAACUUCUUCAUAUAAAGGAGCAUGCUGUUAUUGAUGCUUCCGAAAAUGUCUUCAAGUUAGCUGCACCAGUAGAGUGCAAGGGGAUUGUUGGGAGUGAUAACAGGCAUUAUCUUUUGGACUUGAUGAGAGUGACACCCCGUGAUGCCAAUUAUACGGGUCCAGAGUCACGCUUUUGUGUCCUAAGACCAGAGCUGAUCACAUCAUUUUGCCAGGUCCAAGCUGUUGAAAAAUCAAAAUCUAAAAGCAAGACUGAUGAAGGGGCGGAUAGUGUUUCUGAUCCUUCUGAUGUUAGUGUUGAUACUUCUAAAGCUGGUGAUGAAUUGAUCCACGGAGAGGAAAACGGAGCUUCCACUUCUGAGAAAACUGUUCCAGAAAAGCAACAAACCAGUGCCCACAAUUCUGCAACUGAAUCUUCUGAAAGUUCCAAAUCAUGUGAUGAAAUAGCAUUUAACCCCAAUGUCUUCACUGACUUCACAUUAGGUGGCACACAAGAGGAGAUAGCUGCUGAUGAAGAAAAUGUGAAGAAAGUUAGCUCAUACCUUUUGGAUGUGGUACUUCCAAAAUUUGUAGAAGAUCUUUGCAAUCUGGAAGUUUCCCCAAUGGAUGGUCAGACUUUGACUGAAGCACUCCAUGCUCAUGGUGUUAAUGUUCGUUACAUUGGAAGAAUUGCUAAUGGAGUGAAGCAUUUGCCUCAUUUGUGGGAUCUUUGUCUAAAUGAGAUUACUGUCAGAUCCGCGAAGCACAUUCUCAAGGACAUUCUAAGAGAAAUAGAGGAUCACGAUAUUGGAGCAGCGGUCUCUCAUUUCCUUAACUGUUUCUUCGGAAACUAUGUAGCUGCUGGGGGAAAAGCCAGCACCAACAGCUUGCAUGCUAAAAAUCAGAAGAAGGAUCAAUCUAUCACCAAAAAGGGUCAAGGAAGAGGGAAAGGAAAAGCUUCUGCAAAGAAAAGUCUUUCAUCGUAUAUGAUGGUCGACUCCAACAGUCUGUGGUCUGACAUUCAGGAAUUUUCCAAAGCCAAGUAUGAGUUUGAGUUGCCCGAGCUGUCAAGAACUACAGCUAAAAAAAUACCUGUUCUCCGUAACCUUUGCCAAAAGGUUGGUAUUAGUGUCGCUGCUCGAAAAUAUGACUUUAGUGCCUCUUCGCCUUUUGAGGCAUCAGAUGUAUUGGAUCUUCGGGCUGUUAUUAAGCAUUCAGUCCCUGUGUGCUCUGAGGCUAAAAAUCUCGUUGAGAUGGGGAAACUCCAACUGUCUGAGGGCAUGCUUAGUGAAUCAUACACGUUUUUUUCAGAGGCGUUUUCAAUACUUCAACAGGUGACUGGUCCAAUGCACAGGGAAGUCGCAAACUGCUGCAGGUACCUGGCCAUGGUUUUGUACCAUGCAGGAGAUAUGGCUGGUGCCAUUAUGCAGCAACACAAGGAACUAAUCAUAAAUGAACGAUGCCUUGGUUUGGACCAUCCCGAUACUGCUCACAGCUAUGGCAAUAUGGCUCUUUUCUAUCAUGGACUUAAUCAGACAGAACUUGCUCUACAGAACAUGGGCCGUGCCUUGCUAUUACUUGGCCUUUCUUCUGGCCCAGAUCAUCCAGAUGUUGCAGCCACAUUUAUAAAUGUUGCCAUGAUGUAUCAAGAUAUGGGAAAAAUGGACACAGCUCUACGUUAUCUUCAAGACGCUUUGAAGAAAAAUGAGAGACUUCUUGGUCCCGAACACAUUCAGACUGCAGUGUGCUACCACGCUCUUGCGAUUGCGUGCAACAGUAUGGGUUUAUUCAAACUCUCACAGCAGCAUGAGAAGAAAACCUACGAUAUACUUGUCAAACAAUUGGGAGAGGAUGAUUCGAGGACAAAAGACUCUCAAAACUGGAUGAAGACGUUUGAGAUGCGUGAGCUUCAGAAAAAUGCACAAAAGCAGAAAGGACAUGCAGUUAACGCGGCCAACACGCAAAAGGCUAUCGAUCUCUUGAAGGCACGUCCAGACCUGAUAGAGGCGUUCCAAAACGCAGCAGCAGCUAGUGAGAGGAAUAAUGCAAUGAAUGCGGCUGUACUCGGGGAGGCUCAACCUCGGGGCAGAGGUUUUGAUGAAAGAGCGGCUCGUGCUGCAGCUGAAGUUAGGAAGAAAGCAGCUGCCAAGGGGCUACUGGUUCGUCCCCAUGGUGGUGUUCCAGUUCAAGCUAUGCCACCGCUCUCUCAAGUGGUCAGUUCAGAUUCUUCAAAGAAAAUUGGGGAAAAUGGGGAGGCAAAGGUAGAAGAGAAGAAAGCAUCCUCUGAAAACGGGAAAGCAGCGAACGUAGGUGCUCCCGCAGGAUUAGGUGCUGGUUUAACAUCUUUGGAUAGGAAGAAGCAAAAAGCCAAAAAGUAAAACCUUAGGAGCUUUGAAGGAAAUGGUGCUCGAUUCUAAAAGUAGUUGCAGUCCCCCCUGCGUCCAACACCCACUUUUUUUGGUUUUUAAUGUUUUAAAAUUUGAUAAAAAGAAAAAGGCACAUCAUUCCUUUUUCUUAAUCAGCAAACCCUUGAUUUUUUAUCUACUAAACUUGUUUUGCAUCACGGUUUAUUGUAUUUUUAUAAAUCAAUACUAUAAUAAUACUUGAGUUUAACUUAU
This is a messenger RNA of Eutrema salsugineum, 4515 nucleotides long. RefSeq names its product clustered mitochondria protein. Gene Ontology annotation, biological process: organelle organization. Gene Ontology annotation, cellular component: cytoplasm. Gene Ontology annotation, molecular function: protein binding. Lineage: Eukaryota; Viridiplantae; Streptophyta; Magnoliopsida; Brassicales; Brassicaceae. Bases 124 to 4275 code for a protein of 1383 amino acids. The record is from RefSeq and is a predicted model, not a curated record. The transcript has 27 exons.